Molecule: messenger RNA, 5091 nt
Organism: Besnoitia besnoiti
Lineage: Eukaryota; Apicomplexa; Conoidasida; Eucoccidiorida; Sarcocystidae
Product: tetratricopeptide repeat-containing protein
Exons: 9
Coding region: 1-5091 (1696 amino acids)
Molecular function (GO): protein binding
Source: RefSeq, a predicted model, not a curated record
AUGGAAAAGGAAGGAGGGCAGAAAGGAGACAACCAGACUCUGAUACGCCCAUCUGAUCCUGCCGUCGCUGACGCCGCCGCGCCGACCCUCAUGUCUCCAUCUUCCUUGCCCGCUUCUCAGUCCCGGGCCUCGUCUCUCCUCGCUGACCCUUCGGCGCCUUCGUCUUCUUCCCCCGCGUGUGACUUCGCCUCUGGGGGGUCGACGGCCGGCCCCGCGGCGCACGCAGCUCGCACUGCAGAGCUCCUCCGCCUGAUUUUUUCCUCGGCCUCCGCGCCUGCGCGAGCCUUCCGGUUUGUCCCCUUCCGCUCUUCGUCGUCCUCCUCGGGGACUACGGGCACGCGUGGGGCUGCGGGGGCCGCGGAAGACCGUGCAGUGGGGGGCCCGCGGGCCAAAUGCACCCAAGAGUCCCCACAAAGUGUCUCUGACUCGGGAGGUGACCCGCGUGCUUCGCCUGGCAAACCAGACGCCGACGCGGCGUUGAAAGCUCUGCAAGCGCAUCUGCGACAGGCAAGUCUUGCUAGCGCGGAUGACGGCUCCUCUGAGAAAAGUCUUUACGCGGCGUUCUCUCGUGUAGAAAGUGGAGACCGACGCUCUAACACCUUUUCGAAAGACGAGUCUCCUCGCCUAGGCGGCGCGCCUGUCGGCGCUGAUACGCAGGCGCCUGUACCGAGCCCUUCCAGGCCGUCUCUGGCUUGUUUGACGCCUGCCUCUGCUUUAGAUUCGUCGUCGUGCGCCUCGGCCUCAGGGAGUCGCUUCUCCGCGUCGUCGUCUGAAGAUACCGCGUCUGCCUCCGCCUCGGUUUCUGUCCUGCGCGGCGUCGCCACAUCCGUCACUGCCGAUGCUUCAGCGCGAGGAGGCGUAGACGGCCUGCCGGAAGGCGUUGCUUCUGCAGACGCGCGCGAUCUUUCCUCUGUGUCUUCUGCAUCUGCAUCGCUCGACAGCCUCACGCAGCAGGCGAGAAUGCGGAACUUUUCGGGGGCGCCGCAGGCGUCCGCGAGGUCCAGGCCCGGCUUGUCGCUUCCUCUUGGCGCGCUGCCGGCCUCUGCUGCGGCUGCGCUGGUCUCUGUCAAGCCGCGCGUCCCUCCUGGGCUCGCCGUCUCUUCCAGCCAGCUCGCGCAGGCCGCGGCGUCGGUCUCGCCCCUUCCGGCCUCCGCGUUCCCCGCGGAGACUGCGCACCGGGCGGGCGGCAGAGAGGUCGAGGGCGCCGCUGCGGCGGUCUCAGAGUUCGAGAGAGACGUCGAGAACCCUGCCUGCACCGAAAAGGCGCUCCGCGCGCUUCUGCAGGAGUGGCCGGUGCUCUCGCCGGCAGCCGUGGCGGAGAGUGUCAAGCGGCGGCAAGCAGAAGAGGCGCGAGCCGCGGAGGGGAAGAAGAGGCCCAGAAGCGACGGGCGGAGGACGCUCGAGCGAGACGACGAGCUGGACGGCAGCCACUCUCUCUUCCAGGAGCGCGUCGCGUGCUUUUCCCGCCUCAGCCAAGAGCUGCGAAGGACGCUGCGGUUUGAGAAGGAGACGACGGAGAGCGAAGAAGACGCCGAGAAGCCAGACGGGAGCAAGGACGACGCAGAUAGCGAAAGCGCCGCACACACAGAGGCGGAGGGAGCGAAAGCCAAACGCCAUCAAGCAGACAGGGAUUCAGACGAAAGAUGCGUCCGCGCAUUCGAUGACGCACUCAGCAAACUCCUGCGAAAAGUGAGCGAGGCACAGCGGCGCCAUCCAUGGAAGAAAGGCAGGCCGAGGGACGAGGAGGAAGAAGGCUAUGGGGAAAAAGUUGCGGUCCGCGCCAUCCGGCGGAGCUUCCUCUCUUCCUACCGCCCGCUGCCCCCUGCGCCAGCAAAGCCCAAGCGAGAAGAGGCAGGCGCUGGCGGCGCAUCUCCCCCUUCUUCACCUGCUUCCUCGGCUUCUCCUCCCUAUGGGGCUUCCUGGAGUCUCGCCUUGCCGGCGGAGACCGAAGAAGCCGCGUCGCUCUUUGCGCUCCUUGACGCAGCUCACACGCAGACUCUCGCGGUCCAACGCAAGUUCGCUUCCGACCAGGAGCGCCCGUCUCCCUCUGUCUUUGCCUCCUCUUCUUCUGCCGCUUCUUCUGCCACUUCGUCUCCUUCCUCCACUUUUUUUGCGUCACCGUCUCCUGCAUCCUCGUUUUCUGCCUCCUCUUCGUCUGCCUCCCCGCCUUUGGCCUCUUCUGCGAGAUCUGGCUCGACUGCUGGCACCCCGCCGGCGCAGGCGCCGUCACCCGCAGGCAUCACUGUGAAGGUGCGGCACAUCAACGAGGGCGUUAGCGACCUUUCGCUGUGGAUGCUGGGUUCUGCGCACGCGGCGGCCUGGCGCGCAGGCAUCCGCGAUGAGUUGCUUCGCGAAGCGAGUUCUGGCGAGCAGAGAAAAGAGGCUGAGGGCGGAGGAAGCGCGAGAGGGGAGCCGGCUGCGGCGAGUGGCGGCGCCGAGGACGCGCAGGAGAAGGUGCGGAGAGAGGAGGAGCAUCUUCAGCGCCUCAAGGAUGUCUACGUGGGAACCGUUCGAAAACUGCAGAGGCUCAGCCCCGACGAACUCAUCGAGGGCAGUUUCAUCAUUGACAGAGUCAUUGGACCUGAAGAGAUUCAACGCACUAUCAUGUUUGGCCGCCACGGCCGCCGCGAAUUUCUUCAGGUGUUGGAGCGCCCCGGCGUCGUCGUUCGUGGCUGGGUGGUUCGCUGCGAUUCCAGCCGCGCGCUUCUCCUCGUUCGACUCGUCGCCGCUGAAGUCUAUCCGCUACCAGAAGACGUGGCGGCUCCGUCUGCCUCCACGACCUCGUCUUCGCCCGCGCCCACUCGCGAGGCGGCGGCUCGUCCCGGCGCCGGCCCGCCGGCUUCCGCGUCUGCGGCGGCCUCCGCGUCUCCAGUCUCCGCGAGUCGGCGGCGCCUCCUGAGGACUGAGUGCGACAUCGGCAGCAGCGGGCUCUACGGCGCUCUGCCGCUCGCGGCCAUUGGUCCUUACGAGUGCAAGGGCGGGCAGGCGAGCGGGUGCGUAGGGCGCUUUUUGCCAGUAGGAACAGCGAUCCGCGCGUGUCUGGCGGACUUUCAGUCGGCGUCGAGUUCUCCGUUUGGGCGCUCCGGCGCUCCGGGCGCGAAGCCGUCCGUGAGUUCGCGCGCGUCCUCCCCUCGAGCGAACGAGAGUGGCGCCGACAACGAAGGUCGUUUGGAUGAUGCGACUUUGAACGACGCCCACGCUCACGUCCUUCUCACGCUGCGGCCGCCCUUGUACCUGGCAGCUCCCGACUCGCCAGUGCCUCUGCAGAAGCCACUCGGUUUCACGGCGGCGCAUCAGCAGGACUCGCUGUUCAUGCGUUGCCAGUAUGAGGACUACUUCCCGAUCGUCGCUCUUCAGCCGCCGACGCUGGCGACGGCGAAGGCCUUGUGUGCGGAGUCGGCGGCGAAGGAGGGAGAGGCGGGGACUGGGGUGCUGCGCCUGCGUCAGGGGUCUUCAGGGCCGUCUGCGUUUGCUUUCUCGUGGUGGGAUGGCGGCGCGUCUCUGCUUCGCCAGCGCCUGCCGUUCAUUCUCUUCAGCGAUCCGCGCGUGAAGAACUACGGAGGCCUUGGGCACAAGCUGCGGCUCUUUGACCUGCUUCGCUCGCACUUUUUCUCCUUUGCGCUCUCCGCUGGAGUCUUCCCGGCGACCUGCCGCUGGCGAAAAACCGCCGCAGAGGCUGAGCGGGAGCUCCAGCAGCGCCGCGAAGAAACGAGGCGACUUGAGAAGGAGCGACGCGCGCUGCUGCGGGAGAGGCGCAGGAAGGCCGCAGAGGGAGAGGGCAGCCAGCCGUCCGCGGAAGAAGACGAAGAAGAGCCGCACGACGCAGAGGAAGACCGAUACUUGGGCCUGGGAACGUUUUUGACGGACGAGCAGAGCAACCAGUGGGCCCAGCAGCGCCUGCAGCAGGGCGUCGCUGCGGCCAGGAAAGGCGACCUGGGCGCGGCGAUGGAGUGCUACGAGGCCGCCCUGCUCCUGAAGCCCAAGUACAUUGACGCACUCGUAGCCCGCGGCGCCGCGCACGCGAACAGGCUCGACUACGAGAAAGCCCUAGAAGACCUGAAUGCCGCGCUGGCUCAGGAGCCGCAACACCCCAAUGCCCUGAAGUACCGGCGAAUCGUGCUGCUCCGGAUGGCGAACCAGAAGAAAAGCGAAGAGGAGGCCUCAGGCGCGAAGAAAACUGCGGGUCACCGUGCCGCUAGUCGGACACCCUCGCCCACAACGACUCGAGCGAAGAUGCCCCCGCAGGGCCUUCCCGCGACCCCGGCCUUGCCCGGCGGCUCUCGUCUUGGAGCCCAAGAGGUAGACCAGCCGCAUGUGCCGACCGCCGUGAGCUUGGCCGCCGGGGGGGGUCAGCUGGCGGCGGCGGGCGUGGCUGCGGGCGCGCAGGGCUUGGGCGCGACUUCGGAGGUGCAGCCCGCGGCAGGUUUUAGCUCGACGCCGAGACCAACGGGAGGCUUCAGUUCAGCUCUAGCAAGCGGUUUCUCCUCAGUGCCGACGAAGGGUUUUUCCUCGGCGCUCGUGGGUGUGGGAGGCUUCAGCUCGGCUCCGAGCGGCUUCAGUUCGGCGCCGCCUGGAGGUUUCAGUUCCGCGCCUCUCUCUGCAGGUGGGUUCAGCUCGCGCCCGCCGACCGGCGUGCCCUUCAACGCCUCUGUGGCGGCAGCAGCCGCAGCGAACGCGGCUGCAGCGGCGAGCGCCAUCAACCUCGCAGCUGCCGAGAAGGAACGAGCGCGGCUGUUGGCCCUGCAGGGCGACAAAAGGCUGUCUCUUUUCCGAAACGUGACUCAGAAGGAGCUGCUGAUGAAACAGCAGCUGGCGCAUGCCAUGGACCUCGAGCAGAGAGUCCGCGAGAAGCGCCUUCGCGCGGAGCAAGAGGCCGCCCAGAACCAAGCCGCGGGAGACAAAAAGAAAACUCGGCCAAGUGAGGACAGGCAGACGGGCUCACGGAGGGCCCGCCAUGAAGGGACGAGCCAGCAGUGCGUCGGCGUAGACGAAGCAAGGAAACGCCGAGGCCAGUCAAUCCAGAAUGUGCAUGUUCACUUAUGUGUAUGUGUGGAUAACGCAAACACUGUACGGGCACGUCUACCGUGGUAG